GAGGAGGAGGAGGAGGCGGCUGCCUCGGAGGGAAGCUGGGGCCGCACUGGACGGGAAGGAGGCGAGGGAGCCGGACCCACCGAGCGAGGCAGCCAUGGGCAGACGCCCCAGGGCUGGGCAGGCCCGCUUCCUCCUCCUCCUCCUCCUCCUCCUCUUGCUGCUGCUGCUGCUCCCGGCCUCAGCGGAGAAGCUGGGAGAUGGAUGUGGACUGAUGACCAUUUAUCAAGACAGUGGAACUCUGGCAUCCAAGAACUAUCCUGGGACAUACCCCAACCACACCAUCUGUGAGAAGAAAAUUCAGGUGUCUCAGGGAAAACGGCUGAUCCUAAAAAUUGGAGACUUGGAUAUUGAAUCACAAAAAUGUGAAGCUAACUAUCUUAGCAUCCACAGUUCUACUACAGUGCACGGACCAUAUUGUGGAAACGUGCCUGUCCCAGAAGAAAUCAUCUUAGAUUCCAAUGAAGCAACUAUUCACUUUGAGAGCAGGUCCCAUGUGUCUGGAAGGGGCUUUCUGUUGUCCUUUGCUAGCAGUGAUCAUCCAGAUUUAAUCACAUGUUUGGACAGAGCAAACCACUAUGAAGAAAUGGAAUAUAGCAGGUACUGUCCGGCUGGUUGUAGAGAAAUAGCAGGUGAUAUUUCUGGGAAUAUAGUGGAAGGCUACAGAGAUACAUCUUUAUUGUGCAAAUCUGCUAUACAUGCUGGAGUAAUUGCAGACGAACUGGGUGGCCAGAUUAGUGUGGUUCUGAUGAAAGGAACACGAAGAUAUCAAGGAAUCUUGGCCAAUGACAUCCUUUCACAGGAUGGCUCUCUGUCAGAUAAGCGGUUUAUUUUCAGUUCAAAUGGUUGCAAUAAAUCACUGAAUCUAGAUGGUGGAGAAACUUCAAAGAGUCACAUCACUGCAUCCUCAUUUUGGGAGGAAACCAAUGAAAUUGGAGAGGUGAUUCAGUGGUCUUCUGAUAAGGCUUGGCUCAAAGUUCAAGGACCUUCCUGGGCAGCAAAUCAGAGCAACUAUCGCCAGUGGCUGGAAAUUGACUUGGGGGAGAGAACAAGAAUAACAGGAAUUAGAACUACGGGAUCCACUAUGCUGAGUUUUAACUAUUAUGUUAAGACAUUUAUUGUGAACUAUAAAAAUAACAACUCAAAAUGGAGGGCUUACAAAGGAAUCCUAAGCAACGAAGAAAAGGUAUUCAAAGCCAAUUCAAACCAUGGUGAUAUAGUACGGAAUAAUUUCAUUCCCCCCAUAGUAGCUCGAUAUAUAAGGAUUAUUCCACAGAGCUGGCACAAAAGAAUAGCUUUGAAGGUGGAACUUCUUGGUUGCUAUAUUGUUCAAGUGAACAGCUCUAUUAUUCAUCCACUCUGGCAGAGACCAAGUCAAAGUACAGGUGUUUCAGUCAGAAAAGAAGAUAGAACAAUCACAGAACCCUUACCUUCAGGAGAAAACAGCCUAGGGAUGAAGUUGACUGCUAUACUUGUUCCAGUCUCGGUGGUGCUUUUUCUGUUCCUUAUAUGUGGACUUUGUACCUUUGCUGCCCUGCGAAAGAAAGGAAAGAAAGGUAUUGCAUAUGGUUCAUGUGGCACUGAGAAACCAGGUUUCUGGAAACAAAUCAAACAUCCCUUUGUCAGACAUGCAUCUACUGAGUUCACCAUCAGUUAUAAUAAUGAAAAGGAAGUGCCACAAAAGUUAGAUUUGGUCACAAGAGACAUGGCAGAUUAUCAGCAGCCUCUUAUGAUUGGAACUGGGAUGGUAACUCGAAAAGGAUCAACUUUCAGACCGAUGGAUACAGAGGAUGAGAAGAAAGGUAGCUCAGAAACUGGGAACCAUUACCUCUGUCCACAGACCAGUCGCCAUGAUUAUGCACUGCCUCUGACCAGUCAGGAGCCUGAAUAUGCCACUCCUAUUGUAGAGCGACAUAUAGGAAGAGAAAAUGCUGUUCCUUCAGAGAGCUGCUACAACAUUCCCACUGUUUCUUCUGCUCAUAAAUACUCAAUUUCUGCAGACAAUUUCACUGCCUUACGCAAAACUGAUGCUGAGACCGGAGACUAUCAAACACCACAAAGUCAAAAGGAGUAUGAUAAGCCAAAAAAUAAUAUUUUGCCCAUGGUGGACUAUACUACUGGCUAUCAGAAGCCCCAGACUGGUUUAGGAAUAAGGGAGAGCUACUCAACACCUAGACACUACCUAAAACCAAUAAAUCAGACUGCAGUAACAGCUCUCCUGUAAUGAAGAGACAAAAGAGAAACUUGGCUGCCCUAAUGGUCCAGGUACUGGAAAGGACUUAAAUCAGAACUAUGUUUGCUUUUGUACAAGGACUAUCUGGUGGAUAAAAGAAAGUUUUUAAGAAAAGUAAAAGUUUAUCACUCAGCCUUCACAGUGAAGUCUGCAAGAAAUCAGUUCUCUGCAGAUAUUGGUGCUCUAAUGCUGUGCAAUGUGUACAUAUGUUUUUAAUUUAAGAAAAAUAACUUAAACAACUCCUUCAAUUUGUUUUGUUUUGUGUGUCUGCAUGUGGAGGAGGUGUGUCUGGGGAGGGGAGAUGUCCUCUAUUCAGGGAAUGCAUAUUACACCAAACAGUGUCUUUUCCCCAUGUUUCAGUCUAAGGAAUGCCUUUCUUGGAAGUUCUUUCAGUUCAGUAAACAAAGCUACAAGUAGAACUAAAAACAAAAAUAAUGAAUUCUGUAUCCACACAGCACAGAUCUAGAGUUAACAAAUACUGAAUUGUGUCUGAAUUUAUAUAAAUUGAACAGUAGAUUUUCUUUUCAUCUUUGCCUAAUUUAUUACUGCCUGUUAGCCAUGAAAUUGAUAUGGAAUUGAGGCCAACUACUAACUGUAUUCAUUCACCACUUCUGAGAUUUCAACAGACACUGUUAAUACUCUCUCAAAUGUAUCUUUGCAGCCCUAAAGACUGUAAACUUGCUGGGUUUUUGUUUUGGGUUUUUUUUGCGGGGGGGGGUGGAUGAAAGAGGAAAUUAUCAGGAAGCUAGAUUGUGCACCAACUACAAUGGCCUUUUCCCUUCCUGUGCACAUGAAUGCAUGUGUGCAUAGGUAUACACAAUCUUGUCCAUACAGUGGACUUCUGAGUAAAUGAAUUUAGUCUAUUAUUUGUCCUUGUUGAGGUGUAAGCUCUCUCUGCCUCUGUCUGUGAAACAUCCAGCUGGGUCCCCAUAGCCCAAUUCAUGAUGUCAUCCACAGAGAUCUGAGCUCCUCCGAAGGUCUCAAAAGAUUAUGUACAAGGUGUCGGUCAUUACCUUUAAAGCCCUCCAUGGCUUGGGCCCAACCUACUUAAGGGAUCACCUCCUUCCGUACAAUCCGCCCCGUACCCUCAGAUCCUCUGGGAGGAAUUUGUUGCAGUCCACAAAGACCAGAUUGAGUGCGACCUCCCCAAGGACUUUUUCCGCAAUCGCUCCCACUUUAUGGAAUGGCCUGCCGGACGAGAUCCAUCAAACUGCCAACUUGGAGAGC
This is a messenger RNA of Sceloporus undulatus (fence lizard), 3457 nucleotides long. It is a transcript of the gene DCBLD1, whose product is annotated as discoidin, CUB and LCCL domain containing 1. The record is from RefSeq and is a predicted model, not a curated record. The transcript is spliced from 15 exons. The coding region runs from base 95 to 2221 and encodes 708 amino acids. Lineage: Eukaryota; Metazoa; Chordata; Lepidosauria; Squamata; Phrynosomatidae.